AUGACCUCGAAGACACUCAAGAAGUUUACCCGGGAGGAGGUUGCACAGCAUAAUAACGAAGAGAGUUUGUGGAUCAUUGUAGACUCGAAAGUCUACGAUGUGACACGGUUUAAGGACCUCCAUCCGGGUGGGGCUUCAGUAUUCCUGGACGAGGGUAUACCUGGAGAAGAUGCGACCGAAAUAUUUUAUGGCCUUCACCGGCAUGAAGUGCUUGAGCGUCCACAAUACGCCCGCCUGCAGAUUGGCACCAUUGAAGAUGAGGAGCAGCAAAUACGCGGGAAAGUAAUUGGGGAGAUUAGCGGCGUCCCAUAUGCUGAGCCAACCUGGCUCGUGGGUGGGUUCAAGAGUCCGUACUAUACUGAGGGGCAUAGGAAGUUCCAAGCCGCUGUGCGCAAGUUCAUAGACGAGGUCGUAUACCCUGAUGCCCAAGCGCGCGAAUUGGAUGGCAAGCGGCCGUCGCUGAGUGUCAUCGACAAAAUGGCGGAGAUCAACAUGCACGCGAUGCGCAUGGGCCCAGGGAAGCAUCUCAAAGGCCUCACGCUCAUGAAUGGACUUGUUACUCCCGAGGAGUUUGAUUAUUUCCAUGAAUUGAUCAUUCAGCAAGAGGUUACUCGGUGUGGUGCUCGCGGGUACGGCGAUGGUAUCCAAGCCGGCUGCGUCAUCGGACUAUCCCCUGUGCUCAACUUUGGUUCUCCGGAAAUAAAGGCGAGGGUCAUCCCCGAAGUCCUGGGCGGAAAGAAGUUUAUAUGUCUUGCGAUUUCAGAAGCACAUGCCGGGAGCGACGUCUUCGGGCUGCAGACCACUGCGAAGAAGACUGAAGACGGGAAGUACUGGAUUAUCAACGGUACGAAGAAGUGGAUCACGAACGGCAUGUGGGCAGAUUACUUCACCAUCGGGUGCAAGACAGAGGAUGGCUUCACAGUGAUCCUUGUGGAGCGCAGCGAUGGGGUGGCAACGAAGCCAAUCAAGACGUCCUACUCACCGACCGCGGGUACCGCCUAUGUCACUUUUGACAGUGUGAAGGUACCCGUGGAGAACACCCUCGGAGAGGAGGGUGGAGGUAUUUUCGUCAUGCUGAGUAACUUCAAUCACGAGCGAUGGGUGAUGUGCUGUACGUCAGCGCGGGGCCAGCGGUUGGUUAUUGAGCAAUGUAUGAAGUGGGUUACUCAACGAAAGGCGUUUGGCAAGCCAUUAAGUUCCCAAGCGGUGGUGCGGAGUAAGCUUGCAGGAAUGAUUGCUCGGGCGGAGAGCGUGCAGAAUUGGCUGGAGAACAUCACCUACCAGAUGUGCAAUAUGGACUAUAAGGAGCAGGCAAACAAGCUGGCAGGACAGAUCGCCUUUCUGAAAAUGUACAGCACGCGAUGUGCACAGGAGACCGCCACUGACGCCGUACAGAUCUUCGGUGGGCGGGGAGUCACUCAAUCGGGAAUGGGCCAAAUGAUUGAGCAUUACCAUCGGACAAUUGCGUUCGAUGCUAUUCUUGGAGGAGCCGAGGAUGUGUUGGCAGAUCUAGGAGUUCGACAGGCGAUGAGGAGCAUGCCGAAGGAUGCGAGAUUAUAA
Molecule: messenger RNA, 1560 nt
Organism: Sparassis crispa
Lineage: Eukaryota; Fungi; Basidiomycota; Agaricomycetes; Polyporales; Sparassidaceae
Product: Acyl-CoA dehydrogenase apdG
Exons: 19
Coding region: 1-1560 (519 amino acids)
Molecular function (GO): heme binding; acyl-CoA dehydrogenase activity; flavin adenine dinucleotide binding
Source: RefSeq, a predicted model, not a curated record